AUUUUUCAGAGAAGAUGGUGGUGGCUGUUGAUAUUGAUGAGGUUCUUGGAAACUUUGUAUCAGCAAUCAAUCAGUUUGUUGCAGAUCGUUACUCACUGUGUCACUCUGUGUCUGAAUAUCACGUUUAUGAGUUUGCCAAGAUAUGGAGAUGCUCAAAGGACGAAGCAAACAUUCGUGUUCAUGAGUUUUUUGACUCGUCUUAUUUCAAGACAGCAAUCCAUCCCAUUCCUGGUGCUCAGCAAGCUAUACAAAACCUAUCCAAAGUUUGUAAUAUGUCAAUAGUUACGUCACGGCAAUAUGCAAUUCAAGAUCAUACAGUUGAGUGGAUUGAGAAGCACUAUCCUGGCCUUUUUCAGAAAAUUUAUUUUGGAAAUCACUUUGCAUUAAAUGGAAAAUCCACACCCAAAUCAGAGAUUUGCAGGUCACUGGGAGCAAAAGUUUUGAUUGAUGAUAAUCCUAAUUAUGCCAUUGAGUGUGCCUAAUAAAUGGGUUUUGGUGUAGGUCACUGGGAGCAAAAGUUUUGAUUGAUGAUAAUCCUAAUUAUGCCAUUGAGUGUGCUGAAGUUGGGAUCAAGGUUCUUUUGUUUGAUUAUGAAAAUUCAUAUCCAUGGUGCAAGUCAGACUUUGUUAAUGGCCACCCACUAAUCACCCGCGUCCAAAAUUGGGAAGAAGUGGAGCUUCAGUUAUCAUCUUUGAUCCUCCCCAGUAAUAAUAAUAUCAUCAUUUCACAGUAAAUCAGUUUCAUACAUCGCUAAUUUGUGUAUGGUAGUUCGCUGGAAUGUUAGCCCCAUGCAAAAUGUUGAGGCUAUCGCUUCAAAACUUGUACUCUAAUUGUUACAUAGCAUUUAACAAUAUUGACUGACGUGUAGUCUUUAUUCUUGAGUUAUCUUUCGUUUUUUUUUUGCAUUACGGGACAGUGGGACACUUGUAGUGAAUAUUCCAUAUAUGAUGUCAUGAUGUAUCACAUCAUAUCAUAUGUAAGUUUACCUUUCAGAUUAUUUGUAACUUUGUAAGUUAAAAAUGUAUUACUCCAUACUUCUUUGAGGAAAAUGAUACAUCGGCGUACUGUUCAA
Molecule: messenger RNA, 1072 nt
Organism: Cuscuta epithymum
Lineage: Eukaryota; Viridiplantae; Streptophyta; Magnoliopsida; Solanales; Convolvulaceae
Source: the annotation of a GenBank genome assembly